GCGCAUUUUCUGUUCUAUUGCUGGAUUGUGGCCGCGCGGCACCCAUUGCUGUUGUCCUGUCCACAGCGUUUAAAGCGCUGGACGAACAAGAGGAAAAGGAGAGAAAGGCGAAGCAGCGGCAGAAGAAACUGAGAGCAAGUGAAGAGCAGAGAAGAGCGCGGGAAGGAGGGGGAAAGGGGGGUCACAAAGGGGACGGAACUGUCAGGAAGCGGGGAAUUAGACCUUCUGGGGAAGGCGGCGUGGUCCCGUUCAAAGAUGCUGGUGCGCACGGGGAAGGGCUGCAAGAGUGCGGGGUUUCAGAGCAUGGCCCGCAGGCUGCUGUCAGUCCAAGGUCCGGGGAUGACGGAGGAAAGAUACAGAAACGGACGGACGACGGUACAGGGGCAGGGAAUAGGCGUAGUCGCUUGGGUGCGUCCAAGGUGUGGUCCGGUCCGCAACUACGGGACAGCACUUUCAGUGCGGUUGCCAAAGGGUGCGGGGUUUCCGGUAAGGUUGAGAAGACGGACAGCCUGAAGUGGGCCGUGUUAGCGAGCAAUGGGGAUGGGGGAGGCGAAAUCUUGGUGCGCCAUAAGAUUGGUGCACGGAGUCGGGGAGGCGCUGCCGUGGCAGGCAAUGAUGCAUUGCAUGACGAGGAGGCUUUGCGGGGGAAACGAAUGAAGCGAGUAAACGUCCGGACAAUGGAGGGGGCAGCGUCAAGGUUGAAAGGAGCGAACGGGGGUGCAUCGGAAGGGGACGUGCUACUAAGGCGAAUUCAAGGUUGGGCGAUACGCUUGUCGCCACGAAGAAUGCUGGACACAGUCCGAAUCACGGAGAAGACUGCCAAGAGCGCUAGGGAGGCUCUGAAGGCGAUUCACAGCGCCGGGUUUGUACAUGGGGACGUCGUGCCCCGGAAUAUUCUAGUCAAGGACGAUGGAACGUGCGUAUUCGUAGACCUUGGUAAGGCAAAGAAGGGGCAGAAAUUGCGGGAAUUCGAGGAAGAGCAAGCGCACCUAGAAUACGCUCUGAGAUAG
This is a messenger RNA of Klebsormidium nitens, 1010 nucleotides long. The record is from the annotation of a GenBank genome assembly. NCBI's taxonomy places the organism in Eukaryota, Viridiplantae, Streptophyta, Klebsormidiophyceae, Klebsormidiales, Klebsormidiaceae.